CCAGGCCACACUCGAAUGAUGUUAACCACAACCACACAAGACAGCAUCGUGUCCCAUGUCACCAACACAGGCACAGUUCUUUCAGGGAUACUGGGUCUAUGUCAACGUAGCAAGUGCCACGGGAAGCGCGCGGUAUCAGUUUCCAAGAUGAAAUAUGAUGCAAUUGUGAAGCUGCUAGGCGACUUUGGCCCCUACCAGAAGAGACUUUACUUCCUGCUAUGUAUUCCUAUGAUAUCAGUCGGGAUUCAGACCAUGUUGACUAUCUUCACACUUGGUGUACCAGACCACAGGUGUGCUCUCCCUGACUGGGACAACGACACAUACACUAUUCAGGGGGAGAAACAUGCACGUGCAGUCAACGCAGCCAUUCCUCUGCCUACUGAAGGGACACAACUCUACUCUUCCUGUCUUAUCAAAAGCACCAUCAAUACAACAGAUGGACAUGCAUUUGACACAAAUUCUACUCGAAGAUGUGAAAAAUGGGUCUACGACACUGAUGUGUUCAGUUCAACUAUUGUGACAAAGUUUGGUUGGGUAUGCGACAUGAAGUUAACAAAAUCCCACGCUCAGAUGAUGUACAUGCUAGGAUCGCUAGUGGGCAGCGUUUUGUUGGUGUCACCGUCAGAUUUUAUCGGACGGAAGAAAAUGUUUAUGGUGUCAGUCUUACUGCAUGCAGUGUCCACCAUCGUGACUGCCUUCAGCCCCAGCUUCGCCAUCAUCGGCAUCCUGUACUUCAUCAACGGAAUGUCCGGCAUCGCCAUAUGGAGCAACGCAUUCGUCGUAGGUGUGGAACUAGUCGGUCCCUCAAAGAGAGUAUUGACUGGCAUCAUAUGCGAGAUAUACUGGACUGUAGGAGUCUUCAUGGCAGCAACGAUGGCAUACCUUGUACGAGAUUGGCGACAUCUGCAGCUGAUAGUUUCAGCGCCAACAGUUUUGUUUCUGGCAUACUACUGGUUUAUGCCGGAGUCUCCACGUUGGUUGAUUAGUAAGCAGAAGUAUGAGGAAGCGGACCGGAUAUUACGUCAUGCCGCCAAGGUCAACAAGACGUCCUUGCCCUCUAACAUAUUCAGCGGACACAUGUUAGAGAGGAGGAAGGAAGAACCACUAUGGCGGAUGUUCACAAGUCCCUCUUUGGUUAUCAGAAGCCUCGUGUUGUUUCUCAACUGGUUCGUGGUCAGUCUUGGCUUUUAUGGCCUCGGUCUCAACGUGGCCAGUCUCGGUGGAAGUGUUUACACCAACGUGUUCAUCACCGCAGUGGUCGAGCUGGUCGGUCACGUGGCCUGUCUUCUACUCCUCGAUCGCAUUGGUCGGAAGUCGCUCCAUUGCACCGCUAUGAUCCUCGGCGGUGUGUUCUGCACAGCGACCAUCCUACCUGUCAUCUAUGGAGGUGGAUCUCUCAACUGGCUGACCAUUGCCUUAGCUUUGACUGGUCGGGGUUUCGCAGUGGCAAGUUUCGACGUCAUCUGGUUGUAUUCUUCAGAACUCUUCCCCACUGUCAUCAGGAACUCGGCUCUGGCAGUUGCUAACAUAUGUGCAAGGGUGGGAGGAACUGCAUCACCUUACAUAGCUAACCUGGCUCUGGUGAUAUCAGGAGACUUUGGUCGGGCUGUUCCUCUCAUUAUAUUCGGUACGUCCAUGGCAGUGGCUGGACUGGCAGCUUUGGCAUUGCCUGAAACUCUCAACAACCCACUCCCAGAUACUAUUGAUGAUGCCAGGCAGAUGAAAAGAAGAAGCCGCCGACCUGAAAAUACCCGGACUGACUUUAUCCGAUCUAACGCUGAAGAGCUUGCGAAUCUUCAGCCAAAUGGAGAUGCAGCUACCACUAAGCCCACAUUAUAGAAAUUUUGUAGGAAGACCAUCACCGCUAUGUGCGUCAUCUUGCCGAGGCAAGGGAGUUAACUUACUAUAAACGUCCAGUUUCCACCCUUGCCGAACUAGGCUGGAAUUAUGGAGUUACAUUUUGGCUGUACUAACGAGUGUAUGCAUAGUCUAAUCAAAACCGCAUCACGAAAUAGACAACCGGUGCGUAAACAAGAUGGAUUUCAACGUUCACAUUUCGGUCGACUGCAGGGUUUGCAAAGCAUGUUAUCGCAAACUGGGCGUCGACAGAUAUUUUGCAAAUUCUUUCAUACUUUUAAUCGAGGUGCUCACGUGAUUACAUGCACUUCGCGGGGGUAAACCCGGUGUAUGACAAUAUGGAGCUUGAUUAUCAAGCAGAUCGUCUUGACUGGACGCCGCCCUUUUGUUUGAAGCAAAUGCAAGUGAUAUGAGAGGGAGUACAUAGAAGGGACAUAACUUGUAAUAGCCACUGGUGGCGCUACGAUCAAGACUAGAAAUCCAGCUGUUCGGCAAGGGUGGGAACUGUACUUUGAUAGUCAGGUAAUUCCCUUGCCUCGGGAAGAUGUAUGUGCGUCUGUGUUUGUUGAACGUAGGUGAAUAGCAUUUACCUUCAUCGAAUUCUGGUAUUUGGCCAAUUCAUAUCAAAGUCACAAUAAAGAUUACGUAUUAAUUAAAAUAUUAUCGGGGCCGGGGUUUUUCCUAAAUGGCAUAUAUACAUACUCAACGGGAAGUAAUCUCAUCAAAUCUGCAUUUGGAUUACUAGAUUGGCUAGAUUCUCUUUUUCCGGCCUGACAUUCCACUGCAAGAGAAACAUUUAGUUUCAAAACCGGAAGUGUCAUCAUACGACCGGAAGAGCACAUAACAUUCACGUCUUUCGUUUCAAGCGAUAACUAUUCACUAAAUCCCAACCGGAAAAGACGUUUCAGACCGCAAGUAUAUGCAAGUACAGAUAAGAUGUUUACAUAACGUUAUUGUAAGGUAAGCAAAAGGCCCAAAACCAAACAUCGAAGUAGGUAUGAUACAUGUUGGAAAAUAAUGUAGUUAUAAGACUUUUUUGUUUACCUUGCAUAAUAGUGUAGUUAUAGCGGAGGAUUUAGUGAUCCCGCUACAAGUGAUCGAGUGAGCCAUUUUUUUACCACGCCCCUCUCAAAAGAAACAAAGAGGUUUGUUUUCCAGUGUCACAAUGAAAGGCUCAGACAUGUGUAUUUGGAGAUCGUUAACUGAUGUAAUAUGAUAUGAUCAUUUUAGCAUAUCUGGGUUUCUUCGUGCCUGGAGAGAUUUAUUUUUUUGGGCGCCAUUACUAUUGGAUUUCCUUCUACAGCAAGGAAACGGUAUACGUCCGUUUUCCGGAAACCUUACAGAUACCUUCCCAUUUUGAAUCCGGUCCGGAUAUGUUCCGGAAACAUUGUGGAUACCUUCAACAAUCUUCACUUUUCUUUGCAAUUCUGAGAUAUUUGUGCAAUUGAUAUUAACUAAACACAAUGCACCCCCAAAAUUUUGACCAUUUUUGGAGAAGGUUUCCGGAAGGUAUCCGGGCCGGAUUCAAAGUGGAAAAGUAUCCGCAAGGUUUCCGGACAAUGGAAAGCUACCCCUUGCUGCUGUGUUAACUUCUUACUAAAGAGCUGUGUACAGUGUUUGCUUACUUGUCCUCACUAUCCCUCUCAAGACAAUGUUGGCGAGACGUUUCCUGAA
Messenger RNA from Haliotis rufescens (red abalone), 3531 nucleotides. Its product is annotated as organic cation transporter protein-like. Lineage: Eukaryota; Metazoa; Mollusca; Gastropoda; Lepetellida; Haliotidae. Gene Ontology annotation, cellular component: membrane. Gene Ontology annotation, biological process: transmembrane transport. Bases 16 to 1839 code for a protein of 607 amino acids. Gene Ontology annotation, molecular function: transmembrane transporter activity. The record is from RefSeq and is a predicted model, not a curated record. The transcript has 11 exons.